UCGUCUCAGUUUGUGUGUGAGACGUCGAUGUGAACGAGUUUUUUCAGUUGAAUGUAAUACAGCUAACGUGAUGAGGCUAAGCUAGCUGUCAGCCAGGCAUCCACGGGUUUUGCUGCAGAGUUAGCUACCGGAUGCUCCCGGUGUCGUAUCCUACUGGCCGUCUUGACAUUCCCUCAACAUUCCUGGACGAAUUCGUGUCGACUGACCAGAGUCCGCGAAUUCAGGUCCACUCCCAAUCUAACCUUUCCCCGCUGUCGUAACGUAGCUUGCCGGCUAACUGAGACUGCACACCCGGAGAACCGGACUUAAGAGGUAACGUUAAGUUAGCAGGCGGACUACGGCUAAUGGCGUAGCUAUCACCGGGAGGAAAGGCAUCUCCUUCAAGGAAAAACCGGGGUCUGACAUAGAAAAGGGAGGCCGUCUGUUAAACGUGUGGAUACACGUUUAUAUAUUUCUCAAAAUCACCAAUCUGGCUGCUAACAUUUGGCCUAUUUAACACCGGUGAACAAGUUCCACUUAAGGACCACACCCAGACAAGAUGUCCCUUCAUCAGUUUCUGUUGGAACCCAUCACCUGCCACGCGUGGAACCGCGACAGGACACAAAUAGCCAUCAGUCCAAAUAACCAUGAAGUCCAUAUCUACAAGAAGAGUGGCAACCAGUGGGUUAAGACCCAUGAGCUGAAGGAGCACAAUGGACACAUAACAGGUAUUGACUGGGCUCCCAAAAGUGACCGUAUAGUGACAUGUGGAGCAGACCGUAAUGCCUAUGUGUGGUCCCAGAAGGAAGGGGUAUGGAAGCCAACACUGGUCAUCCUCAGGAUCAACCGAGCUGCCACCUUCGUCAAGUGGUCUCCACUGGAGAACAAGUUUGCAGUUGGAAGUGGUGCUCGACUCAUCUCUGUCUGCUACUUUGAGUCUGAGAAUGACUGGUGGGUGAGCAAGCACAUCAAGAAGCCAGUACGCUCCACCAUCCUCAGUCUGGACUGGCAUCCCAACAACAUCCUGCUGGCUGCUGGAUCCUGUGACUUCAAAUGCAGGGUGUUCUCAGCCUACAUUAAGGAGGUGGAAGAGAAACCAGGCCCCACACCCUGGGGCAGCAAGAUGCCAUUUGGCGCUGUGCUAGCAGAAUUUGGAGGAGCGGGUGGAGGGGGUUGGGUCCACUCUGUCUCUUUCUCAGCCUCUGGUAACCGCCUGGCCUGGGUCAGCCAUGAUAGCACUGUCACUGUGGUGGACAGCUCCAAGACUGCCAGUCCCUCACAGCUGAAGACGGAGUUCCUUCCUCUCCUCAGUGUCAUUUUUGUUUCAGAGAACAGUCUAGUAGCUGCGGGCCACGACUGUUGCCCCAUGCUGUUCCGUUGCGACGAUGGUGGAGCGCUGACAUUUGUGUCAAAGCUUGACCUCCCCAAGCAGAGCAUCCAGAGGAACAUCUCUGCCAUGGAGCGCUUCAGGAACAUGGACAAAAGAGCCACCACCGAGGACCGCAACACUGCCCUGGACACACUGCACCAGAACAGCAUCACCCAAGUGUCGAUCUAUGAAGGAGAUAAAAGGGAUUGUCGCAAGUUCUGCACCACAGGCAUCGAUGGAGCAAUGACCAUUUGGGACUUCAAGAGUCUAGAAGCUUCUAUCCAGGGUCUCCGCAUCAUGUGAAGAAAUCUUAUAAAUGAAUGAAGAAACGCAGCAGGCCUCACUUCUCCCCCUCGCCCCCCCCCCCCCUCCCUUCUUUCCACCUCACCCCCUCUCUGCAACGCAGCCAGUAACACAUAACUGACCGCCUAAUCGAGUGUCUGCUGAAGCACUGAUCAGACCAUAACACACUCUUGUGGGUGUGUGCAAACACUCUCUCACACACACACACACACACACUAAAGUACACGCAUACACUACACGCACACACUGAGCUGACGUGUGACAUCACUGUUGAUUUUUUUUUUUUUUUUUGUUUUGUUUUUAAAUGAAGGUUAACCAGGUGUCAAAGUGGGAAGCUCCUCUGACACGUAUUAAAACGUGACGUGAAAUGUGUGUUUUUAUGUUCUCUAACCUCCUGUACCAAAAGUUGAACACGAAAAAGGUGCGUUUUAUCCAAAAGUCAGACUGUAUGUCACCUCAGAUCAACCUUAACAUGAUCUCUGAAUAUCACUGUUUAGUAGAACGGAGGACGUGAUGCUUUACUUCCUGGAGUCUAGUAAAUAUUCUCCAGCAGGUGAAGUCAUUGUUCAGAUUAGGACCCGGGUUAUUGAUAUUCUGAGGUCACGUUGCUGGUUGGCUGUAGAGAGCUGUACAGGAUCUGAUGGUGGAGAGAGAAAGCAGUUGUCUGAACUCUGUGGAGUCACGGCUGGCCAGCACUAGGCUCUGUAGCUACUACACUAAAACCACACAAGAUGGAGGAUUUCUAUGUAACAGAUCAUGAGGUAGGCAUGAAAUAAAGAUGUACAUUUACAGUACACAACUCA
Messenger RNA from Sander lucioperca (pikeperch), 2454 nucleotides. RefSeq names its product actin related protein 2/3 complex, subunit 1A (gene arpc1a). The record is from RefSeq and is a predicted model, not a curated record. Lineage: Eukaryota; Metazoa; Chordata; Actinopteri; Perciformes; Percidae. The transcript has 11 exons. Gene Ontology annotation, cellular component: Arp2/3 protein complex; actin cytoskeleton. Gene Ontology annotation, molecular function: actin filament binding. Bases 539 to 1651 code for a protein of 370 amino acids. Gene Ontology annotation, biological process: Arp2/3 complex-mediated actin nucleation.